Molecule: messenger RNA, 10380 nt
Organism: Carassius carassius (crucian carp)
Lineage: Eukaryota; Metazoa; Chordata; Actinopteri; Cypriniformes; Cyprinidae
Product: collagen alpha-1(XII) chain-like
Exons: 66
Coding region: 166-9369 (3067 amino acids)
Molecular function (GO): protein binding
Source: RefSeq, a predicted model, not a curated record
UUUAGAGUCAAGUUGAGCUCGGAUUCCUCCCAUUCUCACAGAGGUUUCCCUCAGUGCUGGAGGAGCGAGAGAGAGAGAGAGAGAGAGGAGGCUCUCACACUUUCACUCGGGAGACUGACGGACUGUUACAGAUUAAUUAAUGAGCAGCUGACUGUGUCUGUAAACAUGAAGAUCAGGCUGUCUUUGGCUGCCGCUGCACUCUUUGCUAUAUUACUGAAUUCAGUAGAGGCUCAAGUGGAGCCUCCUUCAGACUUGAAAUUUAAAAUCCUGAAUGAAAACACAGUGCAUAUGUCAUGGAGGAGACCUUCGUCUCAGAUACAGGGCUACAGAAUACAAGUCAUAUCAGAUACAGAUGAUUUGAAAGAUUUCAGUCUUCCUUCCUCGGCCACAGACACAUCAAUCACAGAUUUAACUCCAGAUGUAGACUAUUCAGUGUCAAUCAGUUCAUUUGAUGGUCUGGAAGAAAGUAUCCCUAUCCUUGGACAAAUAACAAUUCAAUCCAGCAACACAAGUGGAACGAAGAGGCCACCGUCAGAGGCUGUCAAGUGUUCAGUGAGUGCUAUAGCAGAUCUGGUAUUCCUGGUGGAUGGCUCUUGGAGUGUGGGAAGAGAAAACUUUAAAUACAUCCGGAGUUUCAUCUGGGCCAUGGCCGGAGCUUUUGACAUAGAAGAGGAUAAGACCAGAGUGGCUGUGGUACAGUACAGCUCAGAUACCAGGACAGAGUUCAACCUGAACCAGUAUUACAGACGGCCUGAUGUCCUGCGAGCCAUUAAAAAUCUGCCCUACAAGGGUGGUAAUACCAUGACAGGAGAUGCAAUGGACUAUCUGGUGAAAAACACGUUCACUGCGGCGGCUGGAGCCAGGAAGGGAUUCCCAAAAGUAGCCAUGAUCAUCACGGAUGGAAAGUCUCAAGAUCCAGUUGGGGAGUACGCCGAACGCCUGAGGAACAUUGGAGUAGAGAUCUUUGUCCUGGGUAUCAAAGGAGCAGAUGAGGAUGAGUUAAAGGAGAUGGCCUCCGCUCCCCACAGCAAGCAUAUCUAUAAUGUCCCAAACUUUGACAUGAUCAAUCAGGUGCAGAAGGAGCUCAUCACUCAGGUGUGCUCCGGUGUGGAGGAGCAGCUCAAUUUGCUUGCAAGCGGAGAGGAAGUUGUUGAACCAGCUACAGAACUCAGAGUAACUGACAUAUCCUCCAAAUCCAUGAGAAUCACGUGGCAUUCGUCUCCUGGUGACAUCACAGGCUAUAAGCUGCAGGUCUUCCCCAUGAUUACUGGCGCCAAGAAGCAGGAGCUCUACACAGGGCCCACAUUCACCGUGGCCAAUGUCAGAGACCUGUCUCCUGAGACAGAGUAUGAGAUCAGUCUGUUUGCCCUCAAAGGUCUGACCCCUAGUAAGCCACAAGUGGUCAAUGAGAAAACACAGCCUGUGAAGGUGUCUACAGAGUGCUCCUUAGAGGUCGAGGUCCAAGCUGAUAUUGUCCUCCUUGUUGAUGGCUCGUACAGUAUAGGACUGGCUAACUUUGCUAAAGUUAGAUCCUUCCUUGAAGUGCUCGUGAAUUCUUUUGACAUCGGACCCAACAAAGUGCAGAUCAGCUUGGUUCAGUACAGCCGGGAUCCUCACACUGAGUUUGCCCUGAACAAGCACAGUGACAAUGCAGCUGUGCUCAGUGCAGUCCGCACCUUCCCCUACCGUGGAGGCUCCACCAACACUGGCAAGGCCAUGUCCUACGUAAGGGAAAAGAUCUUCAUUCCAGCCCGUGGUGCUCGUGAUAACGUGCCCCGAGUCAUGGUGCUCAUCACAGACGGCAAGUCCUCUGAUUCUUUCAAAAACCCUGCCAACAAACUAAGGGAUGCAGAUGUGGAGAUUUUCGCCGUGGGAGUCAAGGACGCCGUGCGCUCCGAGCUGGAGGCGAUUGCCAACGCUCCUGCUGAUAACCAUGUGUUUGAGGUGGAAGACUUUGACUCUUUUCAGCGGAUCUCCAAGGAACUAACCACAUCCAUCUGUCUAAGAAUUGAGCAGGAGCUCCAUAACAUCAAGAAAAGAAGUUUGGUUCCACCAAAGUCGCUAAGCUUCUCUGAGGUCACCUCCAGAAGCUUCAGGACCUCGUGGAUUUCUGACGGAGAGGAUAUCCUGUCUUUUCUGGUGCGUUUCAGGCCAGCGGCUGAUUUAACUGGAGACUACAUCUCUUUGGUGGUUCCUCAUGACACCUCCUCUACGAUUUUGCCCAAUCUCACGCCCUUGACCACUUAUGAGGUUAAUGUCAUCGCCCAGUAUGAUAAAGGAGACAGUUUUCCCUUAAUAGGGGAGGAGACGACUUUAGAAGAAUUAGGCUCUGUCCGUAACCUCGUGGUGAGUGAAGAGACUGUAGACAGUUUCCGCGUGUCGUGGAGAGCCGCUCCAGGAGCAGUGCUGAGGUACAGACUGUUGUAUGAGCCAGUGGGUGGAGGAGAUAAACUGGAAGCACAGACUGAUGGGAGUCAGGUCACCAUUGUGCUCCAUGAACUGCUACCCGUCACAACCUACCGUGUCACAGUGUACCCUGAGUAUGCAAGUGGAGCGGGUCCCUCUAUGGACACCGAGGGCACCACCAAAGAAGUCCGGGGCUCUCCACGUGACCUGAGGGUCUUCAACGAGACCGUGUCCAGCAUGAGGGUCUCAUGGCGAGCCGCUCCAGGCAAUGUGCUGCAAUAUCAAGUGGCCUACAAACCUGAUGGUGGGGAAAGGAAAGAAAUGUUUGUUAAAGGAGACGCAACAACUGCUUUGCUGAGAAAUCUGUCACCGGACACCGAGUAUGAGCUCUUCGUUAGUGCUCGUUACACCUCUGGCCUCGGAGCACCACUGAUGGGAACAGGCACCACUCUGGAAGAAGUCGGCUCAGCUACAAAUCUAGUUACUUCGGAUGUGACUGAGAGCAGUUUUGUAGCAUCCUGGACUGCUGCCCCUGGCAACGUCCGCCUUUAUCGUGUCACCUGGAAAUCCCUCUUUUCAGAGGAAGCUGGCGAGAAAACUGUCUCUGGGGACUUAACCACCACUGUUCUGGAUGGACUGACACCAGAGACCCGCUACAAGGUUUCUGUCUACACUGCCUACAGCAGUAAGGAGGGGGAGCCACUGCAUGGAGAGGAGACCACAGAUGUGUCAGCCGCUGCCAGAGUUGUUACGGUUUCAGAAGAAACAGAGAGGACCAUGCGAGUGACAUGGCAACCAGCACCUGGCAAUGUUGUCAAUUACAGGGUCUCAUAUAAACCUCAGGGUGAGACACGCCAGUUGGCCUCCAAAGCACCAGGGGGCACCAAUACUUUAGUUCUGAGACGACUGCAGCCACAAACCCCUUACGAUAUCACAGUGGUUCCUGUCUACAAGUUUGGUGAUGGAAGACAAAGACAAGGAGAAGGCACCACGUUGUCUCUAUAUAAAGCUCCCAGAAACCUGCAAACUUCAGAGCCCACUAAAACCAGUUUCAGGGUGACCUGGGAUCAUGCUCCUGGGAAUGUAAAGGGCUACAAGGUCACCUUCCAUCCCACCGGGGAGGAAAGGGACCUGGGAGAGUUGCUAGUUGGCCCCUAUGACAACACAGUGGUUCUGGAGGAGCUAAGAGCCGGCACUAAGUAUUCAGUGAGUGUGUUUGGUAUGUUUGAUGGAGGAGAGAGUAUGCCACUGGCUGGAGAGGAGAAGACCACCCUCUCUGACGCCCCAGAACCCCCAACCUUUGAUACUCCAGAUAUAAUGUGCAAAACUACAGCCCAGGCUGAUAUCAUCCUGCUUGUUGAUGGAUCUUGGAGCAUUGGUCGUCUGAACUUCAAGACCAUAAGGUCUUUCAUUGCUCGCAUGGUGGGUGUCUUUGACAUCGGGCCGGAUCGUGUCCAGAUUGGUCUGGCACAGUACAGUGGAGACCCAAAGACUGAGUGGCACCUAAACGCUCACAGAACCAGAAAAGAGCUGCUGGAUGCCGUAGCCAAUCUACCCUACAAAGGAGGAAACACUCUGACUGGCCUUGCUUUAAACUACAUCCUUCAGAACAAUUUCAAGGCUAAUGUUGGAAUGCGUCCGAACUCUCGGAAGAUCGGCGUCUUGGUUACUGAUGGCAAGUCUCAGGAUGACAUCAUCGCCAACUCUCAGAAACUACGUGACCAGGGCAUUGAGCUGUAUGCCAUUGGUGUGAAGAACGCAGAUGAGAAUGAGCUGAGAUCCAUUGCUUCAGAUCCCGAUGAGAUCCACAUGUACAACGUGGCUGACUUCUCCUUCCUGCUGGACAUCGUGGACGACCUGACAAACAACCUGUGUAACAGUGUCAAGGGUCCAGGAGGAGGCCCCGAGCCACCCACUGAUCUAACGACCUCAGAAGUGACCCAUUACUCCUUCCGAGCCACCUGGGUCGCCCCUGAAGGCCCCGUGGAGAAGUACAGAAUAGAGUAUGUGAGCAUCGCAGGAGGAGGGGAACCACUACAGUUGUUUGUCGACGGGACGGUGACGACUGUUGUCUUGGAGAAUCUCACUCCGCUGACGGAGUACAUCGUGAAGGUUCACUCAGUGGUGGGAGAGGACAGCAGUGACCCCCUCAAAGGAUCAGAGACCACAUUGCCUCUCAGUCCUGUGAGGAACAUGAACAUCUACAAAGAGCGCUCCACCUCCAUGAAUGUGAGAUGGGACGCGGUCGAAGGGGCCACAGGCUACAUGCUUCUCUACAGCGCCUUUAAUGCCACUGAUCCCUCUGUGGAACAGGAGAUGCGUGUGAAAGGAACAGUCACUGACGUCCAGCUGAAGAAGCUUCGUCCCAACACCGCCUACAGAGUUUCCAUCUUCGCCCUGUUCGGCGAUUUCGCCAGUGAACCUCUCUCUGAUCGGGGGGUGACCCUGCCUAUUCCUCCGUCCGGUGAGCUGAGGAUCACAGACGUUACCCACAGCACCAUGCAGCUGGACUGGGAUCCUGCGCCCGGCGCCGUUCGUAAAUACAUCAUCACUUACAAGCCAGAGGGAGGAGAGUCGAAGGAGCUUGAAGUUGACGGAGCUCUAACCUUUAGAGGACUGGAUAAUCUCAUUUCCCAAACGGAAUACGAUGUGGCUGUGACUCCUGUGUAUGAUUCUGGGACCGGAAACCCAAUGCUUAACCAAGCCAUUACAGAUGUUGUCCCCGCUCCGAAGAACUUGAGGUUCUCUCGAGUGACCCAGACCAGUUUCAGGGCUCACUGGGAGCACGGUGCUCCUGAUGUCUCCCUCUACCGCGUCGGCUGGACCAAGAGUGGAGAGAACAACUUUCAAUAUGAUAUCUUGAACAGCGAGGACACCACUCUCCUUCUGGAGAACCUGGAGCCAGACACCCUCUAUGAUGUUUCUGUCACUGCCAUUUACCCCGAUGAGUCUGAGAGCGAAGAUCUUCUGGGCAGCCAACGCACAUUAUCCAAGGUUAUAACACCCGCUCCUAGCGGACCUCCUCAAAACCUCCAGGUGUUCAAUGCGACUACCACCUCCCUCACCGCCAAGUGGGAUCAUGCUCCUGGAAAAGUGCAGAACUAUAGGAUCACCUACAUACCGGUUGCAGGAGGAAGAUCACAAACGACACAGAUUGGAGGGAAGAAAAACACUGUUAUUCUGCAGAAACUGACUCCAGACACUCCCUACUACAUCACGGUUGCUGCAAUCUAUGCAAAUGGAGAUGCCAAAGACAUUUCUGGCCAAGGAAAGACAUUAUCGCUGGGCAGUGUGAGAAACCUUCAGGUCACGGACCCCACGGUCAGCACUCUGAAUGUACGCUGGGAGCCGGCUGAAGGGAGCGUACGGCAAUACAGGAUUUACUACCAGACCGUCACAGGGGGCGCAGAAGACAUGGUCCAGGUUCCUGGAAGCUCCACCAGUACAGUUCUGAAGAACCUACAGUCUGAUACUGAGUACACAGUAACAGUGGUACCAGUAUACGUUCCUGGAGAGGGCAAGCGCAUGUCAGAGAAUGGAAAAACCCUGACUCGGACCCCUGCCAAGAACAUCCGUGUUUAUAACCCCACCACAAACACCCUGAACGUGCGCUGGGAGCCAGCCUCUGGAGAUGUGCUGCAGUACCGGGUCGCCUACUCCCCCCUCUCUGGAACCCGUCCCCCUCAGUCUGUGCUCGUUCCAGGGAACACCCACACUGCCUUGCUGGAGCAGCUGGAUUCAGACACAGACUACGCUGUGAGUGUGGUGGCUCUGUAUGCUGACGGCGAGGGCUCUUCUGUGUCAGAUAAUGGGAAAACACUGCCCCGCGGUGGCCCCAGGAACCUGCGUGUGUAUGAUCCGACCACCAGCACGCUGACCGUCAGCUGGGAGCAUGCAGAAGGCCCCGUGCUGCAGUACCGCAUUGCCUAUGCACCCACCACUGGAGAUCCCAUCGAGGAGUUUACAAGUGUCCCUGGCAACAGAAACUCUGUCAUCUUGCAAAACCUGCAGCCAGACACUCCGUACAACAUCAACGUGGAGGCCAUUUAUCAAGAUGGACCUGGAGGAGGUCUCUCUGGAGAUGGAAAAACAUUGGGUCUGCUGGAGCCUCGUAACCUGCGUGUUUCUGAUGAGUGGUACACUCGUUUCCGUGUGUCCUGGGACUCUGUACCUGCAAGGGUCAACGGUUAUAAUCUGGUCUAUACCCCAGUGGGCACGGAUAACACCAUGGAAGUGUUUGUUGGAGAUGUUACUACACACAUCCUGCACAACCUCCAGCCUGGAACCACCUAUGACCUGAAGGUUUACGCUCGAUAUGAUGCAGGCGUGAGCGGCGCUCUGGUUGGACAAGGAACCACCUUGUACCUUAAUGUGACAGACCUCAACACAUACAACGUCGGCUAUGACUCCUUCUGCAUCAGAUGGACGCCUCACCGAGCCGCCACCUCUUACAGACUCAAACUUAAUCCCUUCAAUCCGGCUAACCGUGGGGCUCAGGAGGUCACUAUCACUGCCGCUGAGAGCCAGUACUGUUUUGACGGGCUGACGCCAGAUGCACUGUACAACGCCACAGUCUACACACAGACCCCUAACCAGGAGGGCCCCGGAGUCAGUGUCAAAGAGCGCACACUGGUGAAGCCCACCGUAGCCCCAACACCACCUCCAACUCCUCCACCACCACCCACCAUCCCUUCUGCACUCGAGGUGUGCAAAGGAGCCAAGGCUGACCUGGUGUUCCUGAUCGACGGCUCGUGGAGUAUUGGAGAUGAGAGCUUCAUUAAAGUCCGUCAGUUUGUCUUCAGCAUGAUCGGAGCGUUUGAUGUCAUCAGCCGUGAUGGGAUGCAGGUGUCUUUUGUGCAGUACAGCGAUGAAGCUAAAACAGAGUUCAAACUGAACACCUACCACGACAAGGGGAUGGUGCUGUCCGCCCUUCAGAUGGUCAGAUACAGAGGAGGAAACACCAAAACGGGUGUUGCGCUGAAGCAUAUCGGAGAGAAAGUGUUCACAUCAGACAGUGGUAUGAGGAGAAACGUUCCCAAGGUUCUGGUCGUAGUAACUGACGGACGUUCUCAAGAUGAAGUGAAGAAGAGUGCUACUAAACUACAGCAUGCAGGCUACAGUGUGUUUGUGGUGGGUGUCGCAGACGUAGACACCGCUGAACUGAGGAAUAUUGGAAGCAAGCCCAGCGAGAGACACGUCUUCAUUGUUGAUGAUUUUGACGCGUUUACUAAGAUCCAAGACAACCUCAUUACGUUCAUCUGUGAAACGGCAACAUCCACUUGUCCUUUGAUUUACCUUGACGGAUUCACAUCCCCAGGCUUCAGGAUGCUGGAAGCCUUUAACAUCACUGACAAGACGUUUGCUGGCAUGAACGGCGUCUCCAUGGAACCUGGCUCUUUCAACAGUUACAUUGCAUACAGACUCCAUAAGGAUGCAUUCAUUUCCCAGCCCACAAAGGAAAUCCAUCCAGAUGGUCUUUCUCCCUCAUACACUCUGAUUCUCCUCUUCCGUCUCCUCCCCGACACCGGCAAGGAUGCGUUUGAUUUAUGGCAGAUAUCAGAUAAGAACAACAACCCAGAGGUCGGGCUCACCAUUGACCCCUCCAGUAGAAUCAUCUCAUUCUACAAUAAAGAUUCCAGAGGUGAAAUUCAGAAAGUCUCCUUUGAUAACGACCAAGUGAAGAAGGUUUUCCACGGCAGUUUCCACAAGCUUCACAUUUCUGUUUCACCGAAAAAUGUCAAACUCAACAUUGACUGCCAAGAGGUGGCUGAGAAAGAGAUCAAAGAGGCCAACAACAUAUCCACAGAUGGCUAUGAAGUCCUUGGAAAAAUGGCAAAGUCUGGCGGUUCAAGGAAGCAGUCAGCCACAUUCCAGCUCCAGAUGUUUGAUAUUGUCUGCAGUUUGGGCUGGACAAGUCGAGACAAAUGUUGUGAUAUUCCAGCAAUGAGAGAUGAAGCCAAAUGUCCCGCUCUUCCUCACUCCUGCACAUGUGCUCAGGACAGCGUUGGUCCUCCAGGCCCUGCGGGCCCUCAGGGCAGCCCUGGUACAAAAGGCCCACGAGGUGAGAGGGGAGAGUCUGGCCCCACGGGCUCAAUGGGACCACAAGGGGAGCAGGGCCAACCAGGACAAAUGGGACCACCAGGCCCACAGGGCCCUAAUGGACUGUCUAUUCCUGGCGAACCAGGGCGGCCUGGACCUAAGGGAGACCCCGGUGACCCAGGUUCACCUGGACAGCGGGGCUCUAUUGGCGCUCCAGGUCCACUCGGCCCUGUUGGACCUUCUGGAGCAAGGGGUCCACCUGGAAAUGAAGGCCCGUCUGGACCAAGAGGUCCAUCGGGAGCAAUGGGACCACCAGGAUCACCUGGAAUGCCGGGAAUGUCAGGAAAACCAGGAAAACCUGGAGACACUGGCCCCCCGGGAUCUGUUGGCAUGAAAGGAGAGAAGGGUGGAAGGGGAGAUACUGCAUCACAGAAUAUGAUGCGCUCUGUAGCAAGACAAGUCUGCGAACAACUAGUCAGCAGACAAAUGAGCAGAAUCGACAUGAUGCUGAACCAGAUACCAAGUAACUACAGGAGUAAUAGUCCCGGUCCUUCUGGACCUCCAGGCCCGCCUGGCAACCAGGGACCCCAUGGAGAGCCAGGUCAGCCAGGACCCAACGGGUUCCCAGGAAAUCCAGGUUUACCUGGGUCUCCAGGAGAAAGAGGAUCGCCCGGAGAGAAGGGUGAUAGAGGAAGUCCAGGCAUUGGCACUCAAGGACAGAGAGGAUUACCUGGACCUCCUGGGCCACCGGGGCAGUCUCAGGUAGGACCCCCUGGUCCCUCAGGCUCAGCGGGGCCCCGAGGCCCACCAGGGCGGCAGGGUGGACCCGGAGUCAGAGGACCACCUGGACCUCCAGGAUAUUGUGACUCCUCUCAGUGUGCAGGUAUCCCUUACAAUGGACAGGGUUACCCAGGUUUUGCGUAGUUUGCUAUCUAGACUGCCUGAUCCCUUGCACAUCCCGCGUCAGCGAGAUUAGCACUCGCUCCGAGCUAACAAGGAUAACCACCAUGGAUAUGAUUGCUGAAUGCUGGCCAACUCUUAAAAAAAAAAAAAAAAACCCAAUCAAACCAAAGAAAGGACUGGAGUGCCACUAACACCAGCUGUGCGCUACUAUAUCAUACUGGAGCCAGUGAUGGUUAUAUACCCGUGGCCCGUUUGCAUCUAGAGCAGCAAGAAAGAGCUUCGUUUUGCUGAGAACGCAUGUGAAACUACUAACAAUGAGCGUUUAUGUUAACAGUGUUCAACAGUGGUAGCUCUUUAUGAGGGUGAAAUGACUGUAAAUAAACUAAUUGUGCCUUGUAAAUGUUAAUAGAUGACACAGUGGGCUAAAGUUAACAGGUUAACAGAAGUGAUCAAGCUUGCUCCUGAUAACUUGCUUCUUGCUGACGUUUCAUUUUCAUUUGUGGUUUUCAUCUUUGAUGAUAUAUGUAAAAUGAAAGUGUGUGCUAUUAGCAUAUGUAACCAUGAAGUUUUAGGUAUAUUUGCAGAGUGCUACGGUUUCCUGUCAUUGUUUGAUAUUGUGAUUUCUAUACUUAUAUGAUCCCUCACAGCAAGUUUUCACAAAUGCAUUCUUUUUAUACACGUAUGUUAGAUUAGUGAUAGUUUAAGGGGGGGAAAUCGAACACAAGGUUGUGGACAACCGCCAUAUGGGUUUAGUUUUUGGUUAGUAUAGGACUUUUUGUAUUACUUUUAAAAAUAUAUAUAUUAUUAACACUAUGUAUGAAUGAAUAGUUGAAAUGACAUGCUGGAACACAAAAGCACAUGCUCAGCUGGCCAAAUAAUAUUUCCAAGCAGGCCCCUACCAGCCAGAACCUGACACCUACGUAGUGCCCAUUCCAGCCCAGCCGUCGGAAGAUAUCCAGACACCAGGUUUACGAAACCAGCGUGGAAAAAGAUCGCUAUCAAGAAAGGAAGCUAAAAGAAUAGAAUCAUAGA